Talaromyces proteolyticus is the source of this 804-nucleotide messenger RNA. RefSeq names its product putative carbonic anhydrase. The record is from RefSeq and is a predicted model, not a curated record. Lineage: Eukaryota; Fungi; Ascomycota; Eurotiomycetes; Eurotiales; Trichocomaceae. The coding region runs from base 1 to 804 and encodes 267 amino acids. The transcript has 2 exons. Gene Ontology annotation, molecular function: zinc ion binding; carbonate dehydratase activity.
AUGAAGUCCUUUUCUUUGCUUUUUGCCGCUAUCCCUCUCGCCUCGGCACACGUCCAUGCUCGUGCUGCUGACGGUCUUGUCAAGAUCAACUCAUACAACUACACCAACCUGGGCGGUCCUCUCAACUGGUAUGGCCUAAACACAUCUGCCAAUGAGGCUUGCGCCAAGGGCUCUCACCAGUCCCCCAUUGACAUCGUCACGGACGCCAUCAACUAUACGCCUGCCACUGCUCUCAACUUCAGCGUUUCCACUGUCGACAGCGCCAAGUUUGAGAACUUGGGCUCUGGCUUGGAAGUGGUCAUCACCAAUGGAUCCCUCGUCGCCAAUAACAAGACCUUCCCUCUCGCCCAGUUCCACUUCCACACCCCUAGCGAGCACCGUGUCAAUGAGGAAUACUUCCCCAUGGAAGUCCACUUUGUGUUUGAGACCGAGGCCAAGGAUAUUGCCGUCAUUGCUUUCUUGCUAGAGCUCUCCCCCUUUGGCUUCACCACCCCUCUCCUCGAUUCUGUCUUUGCGCACUUGGACGACAUCAGCACCCCAGGCACAUACACCGAAACCAACACCCUAGAUUUCUCUGGCGUCAUUGACCACUUCAACAGUCAUGGAAUCUACUCUUACACCGGAUCCCUGACUACUCCUCCUUGCAGUGAGAAUGUGCUCUGGUACGUCAGCACCGAGCCUCUGCCUAUCAAUGUGCAGCAGUACCGUGCCGUCAAGAGCGUGCUCAAGUUCAAUGCUCGCUAUACUCAGGAUGCCCUCGGACAGCCCAAUCUGUUGCAGGUUUCUGCUAAGACCGCGCAAUAA